AUGGUUGGCCAGCUUGUGGUUGUGAUAACAGUUCUUGAUUAUGAACAGAGAAAAUAUAUAAAAAGUCAAAAGAUCAAUAUGUUAUCUGCACAACCUGCAACAUACAGUAGUGCAUUUAUUGACAUGUUACAGACCUGUACUGAAAUUUCAUAUAAGAUUCAUGACAUGGUUGAGAUGGAAUUAUCUGCAAUACCUCAAAAGUCUCUGUCAAAAAGUCAUAAUCUUGGUAAACAACAAAUCUACUCCAUGGAGAAUAUCAUUCAUAAUAUACAUGUUAUUUCAGCAACAGAAGACAAGUCUUCACACAGAGGCAAAAGACUUUUUUAUGUGAACAACUAUAUUGACUGGAACCAGUAUACAAGUCUAUAUGAUCUGGAUUUUAUGAACACCAGUACAGCACUAGUAAAUAAGUUUUCCUUUAAACUUCAACAAGAGAUGAUGAAUAGAAAAGCAAAAUCUGAUGGAGAAUCUGAGAAAGAAUUAACUGAGUAA
This is a messenger RNA of Coccidioides immitis RS, 492 nucleotides long. RefSeq lists its product as uncharacterized. The transcript has a single exon. The record is from RefSeq and is a predicted model, not a curated record. Lineage: Eukaryota; Fungi; Ascomycota; Eurotiomycetes; Onygenales; Onygenaceae. The coding region runs from base 1 to 492 and encodes 163 amino acids.